Messenger RNA from Cornus florida, 1407 nucleotides. Its product is annotated as protein DETOXIFICATION 16-like. Gene Ontology annotation, molecular function: xenobiotic transmembrane transporter activity; antiporter activity. Lineage: Eukaryota; Viridiplantae; Streptophyta; Magnoliopsida; Cornales; Cornaceae. The record is from RefSeq and is a predicted model, not a curated record. The transcript has 8 exons. Gene Ontology annotation, cellular component: membrane. Gene Ontology annotation, biological process: xenobiotic detoxification by transmembrane export across the plasma membrane. The coding region runs from base 52 to 1407 and encodes 451 amino acids.
GAAUCAACCAAGAACUCUGAUGAUAUACCAGAGCCUAUUGCAGAGCUCAAAAUGCAACUGGAGUUGGCAGGUCCUCUGGUUGUGGUCAGUUUUUUGCAGUACAGUUUACAGAUGAUAUCGGUUAUGUUCAUUGGCCAUCUCGGAGAACUCUCUCUUUCGAGUGCUUCUAUGGCUACUUCAUUUGCAGGAGUCACAGGUUUCAGCUUCAUGCUGGGAAUGGGAAGCGGAUUAGAAACGUUCUGUGGACAAGCCUACGGAGCAAAGCAGUAUCAUAUGCUCGGCAUUCACAUGCAGAGAGCUAUGCUUGUGGUCGUGCUACUGGGGAUUCCUAUAUCAGUCCUCUGGGCCUUCUCAGGAUACAUUUUAACCAGCUGUGGACAAGACUUGGCGAUUUCAACACAUGCGGGAAUAUAUGCUCGUUGGUUGAUCCCUAGCAUUUUCCCAUAUGGCAUCCUCCAGUGCCAACUCAGGUUCUUGCAGACUCAAAAUAGCGUAAAGCCAUUGAUGAUAAGCACAGGUUUUACGAGCUUAGUUCAUGUCUUGGUUUGUUGGAUUUUGGUUUCUAGACUUGGCUUUGGCAACAAAGGUGCUGCCCUGUCCAAUGCCAUCUCUUAUUGGAUCAAUGUAUUGAUUUUGGCCAUUUAUAUCAAGUUUUCGCCUUCAUGUCAGAAGACUUGGACAGGAUUUUCUAAGGAGGGUAUGAAGAAUCUUCUCAGCUUUCUAUCAUUAGCUAUUCCUUCAACUCUUAUGCUCUGCUUGGAAAUGUGGUCAUAUGAAAUUUUGGUUCUUAUGUCUGGUUUUCUUCCCAAUCCAAAGCUAGAGACCUCAAUGAUGUCAGUCAGUCUCAACACAAUUUCAUUGGUCUUCAGAAUCCCAUUUGGUUUUGGCAGUGCAGUAAGCACGAGAGUGUCAAAUGAAUUAGGUGCAGGGCAGCCACGUGCUGCACGACUUGCGGCCCGGGUUGUGAUAUUCCUGGCAGUUGCAGAGGGCUUCUUAGUGAGCUUGGUUUCAGUUUCAGUGCGAGGCGUUUGGGGCUAUCUGUACACCAAUGAGAAGGAAGUUGUAAAAUAUUUGGCUUGUAUAAUGCCAGUGCUUGCCAUUUCCAACUUCAUGGAUGGAAUUCAGGCUGUACUCUCAGGCAUCGCAAGAGGAUGUGGUUGGCAGAAGAUUGGUGCAUUUGUGAAUCUAGGAGCAUAUUACUUUGUGGGCCUUCCUUGUGCAAUUAUCUUAACUUUUGUUUUCCACUUGGGAGGAAAGGGUCUUUGGAUGGGAAUCAUUAGUGGGAGUGGUCUGCAAGCAUUACUACUUUUAGUUAUCACCUUGCGCACAGAUUGGGAGCAUCAAGCAAGGAUGGCUAGGGAGAGAGUUUAUUCUUCCAGCAUACCCACAUAUACGUCAGGGUCAUGA